Messenger RNA from Lindgomyces ingoldianus, 816 nucleotides. RefSeq lists its product as uncharacterized. The transcript has 8 exons. NCBI's taxonomy places the organism in Eukaryota, Fungi, Ascomycota, Dothideomycetes, Pleosporales, Lindgomycetaceae. The record is from RefSeq and is a predicted model, not a curated record. The coding region runs from base 85 to 816 and encodes 243 amino acids.
CUGACCGCGGGCAAGGGACUUCCUCUCCUGCCCGUCGGAGAUCUUCAACUCGGCCCAUUCCGUCUACCAUUGUGCCAUUCCUACAUGAGCUUCAUAGAUAAUGAUUUGCUCAGCACGCACAAGGUAUUCGCCGGAUGGAACCGACUUCGAGAUUGUGAACUAGAUACGGUCCUUUUGCCACGUUCCUUAAUUGGAACUCAGUGCCAGGUGGAUAAUGGCCAAAUCCUACGCUUCUUUUUUAUCGCUGGAUUAGUUGGUGGUUAUCCGCGACCAGCACGUGGUGUUGUUAUUGGCUUCCAAUCCAUCACUCUUGGCUUUCAUCUAUCCGGAUCUUCGAACAUUCAUUUCCCCUGUAUUUCCACAUUCGCGGGCAUCUUAGAUGCAUCUAUAGAAUACCAGUUCGUUCUGGUAUCGCAUUCCCAGCUAGUUUUCAAAAAAUCCAGGAAUCAAAUUCCUAGCCUUCAAUGUUGCAUUUACUUUGUCCAAACCAUUCGCUUUUCACUACUAUUGAACAUUCUCAAAUUUUGGAAGAAUGAUGCCAAAGAAGCGGCCCCCGGUCAGCAACCAAAGGUCGAAAGGAAAGUUGACCGCAUGCUGGAUCUCCACAAGCAGCCAACCAAACUUGUAUUCGGAAUGGAAGUGAGUUUGGCCUACCCCGAUAGUCAGCUUGCCAUCCGUACGCUAAAUUGCAAUGAUACUUCUAGACUUUGGCAAGGUCUCCAUGAUGAGUUCUCUCGCCUUCGUUACAUAGUUCCCAACCAGCUCGCAUCUGUGAUCAUAGCGGCUUCAUAUUUUCUACUAAAGGACCAUUUAUGA